AUGACCACUGCUGUUCUUCAUCGAACUACCAUCACGACUAGCACUGCACGUACUUCUACUCCUAUCACGAAAAGCACUGCACGUACUUCUACUCCUAUCACGACUAGCACCGCACGUCCUUCUAUUACUAUUGAUCCAGCUGAAUUACUUGUCGAAAGGUCUCCUUCUUUCUCACAGCAACAUAGCAAUCCUUCAAAUGGUAGUCUAGCUGUUUUUGUUUUUCAUACUCGUCAUUUUGUGCUCGCUAAUCUUCAAGUCUUUCUUAUCCGGAAAUUAGGUAUCAACUUAGCUGCCGUCGAAAUUUUUCUCGAUGGGCCUCCAUCAGAAGAAAUGCGACAAGUUGCUGCUAGGUAUAAUGCCGGACUACAUAGUUUACCAACAAAUAUAAACAACGAUACUAAUGCACCAUCGGUUAGAAAUACCAAUCUUGUUCAAUGGGCAUUAAAAAUAAAAGGAAAAGAUUAUCUUAAAAAUGGUUCUGCUGUUCUUUUACUUGAUGGGGACGUGCUUCCUUUAACUGAAUUUAACUCCAACACACUUUUGAAUUCACAUGAUAUUGUUUGUCGAAAACAUUCUGUUUCUUAUGCACGAUUUUGUUGGAUUGGAUUGAUUUGUUUAGCUCCACAAUUAUACAACACUGUAGAUGAUUUUAAUGUAGCAUGGACAUCGCGCGCAGGAAAAUUUUACGAUGCCGGUGGUCGAACAGUCGAAUAUUUGUUGAAAUAUCAAAAUACAUCGUUUUCUUGGAUGAAAGAAACCAUUUUACUUCGUAAUGAUAAAGAACUAUUUUGGGGUGCAAUUGAUAAUGACACUUCUUGGAUUAGAGCUCAUUUUGAUCGUUGUGAUAAAUGUGGACCUGAAAUUUUUUUUUCAUCAUUUAACAAUAGUGAUGUAGUGUUUUAUCACAUGAUCAGUGGAACUUCGGAAUGGAGAUUCCCAGAGCAAGUUUCACGUAGGCAAUCCAUUUAUGACUCUUUCAUGCAAUCUCGAUAUGGAUUGAACCUCACAAAUGACAUUUCCAAAGAAUCAUUUAUGUCUGGACUAACUGCAUCUGUGAGAAAAAUACAACAAAUGAGACUAAUACCUUUUCAUGGAAAUCUUACCUGUGGAAGUGUUAGUAAACGAUUAAAUAGAAUAGUAUAUGAUUCUAUCUUUACAAACCGUUUGAUCUUACUAAGAUCUGUAUCGAAUCGAAUACUUGAUCAAUUUUGUUUACAUAUAUUACCUAAAACUCAUGAUAAAAUAAAAUGGCUUAAUCUUGAAUCAUGUUCAAUCGAACGUGUCAACGACGCUACAAAUUAUCCAAAUUUAAACGCACUAGGUUUACACAAUGUUCAACAAGAAAUGGAUACAUCAUUCUUUACUGAGGAGAAGAAAGGUAAAUGUCAAAUUUAUUCAUAUCCAGUUACAAUGAGACGUCAUGAAGUUAUUGCAAAUAAUUUUCCAGAUGGAAUAUUCAAAUGUGUUCGUGAAGUAUCAUUAUUUGAUGAACGUCCUUUUGAAUAUAGAUUUUUUCUUCGACUUCAGAAAGCAUUUCCAUUUAUGAAUAGUUUAUUGGUAAAUAAUAAAAAAGCACAAAAUAACAAAUUAUCGUCUGAAUCAAAUAAUAACAAUCAACAAUCGUCAAUCAUUGAAUAUUUCUAUUUAACUCAUCUUAAUCUUAGUUACGCUCAUUGUGUUUAUCUCGAACAGUGUCUACUUGAUACCAAAAUGUGUUUACCAAGUAAUGUUCAUCUUGAUGUCGAUUAUCAAUUUUUAAAAAGAGUAACACACAAUGUUAAAAUAGAUGAAAUACGAAUUAAUUGUGGCAAAGUUAGAUAUGUCACCUCAAGUACUAUACGACUUCCAAAACAUUUCAGAAACUAUUUUCUUUGA
Messenger RNA from Rotaria sp. Silwood2, 1875 nucleotides. The record is from the annotation of a GenBank genome assembly. Lineage: Eukaryota; Metazoa; Rotifera; Eurotatoria; Philodinida; Philodinidae.